AUGACCAAGGAGAACUUCAAAGAGAAGUCCAAGUCUGGCAGUGAAUUAUACGGCAAUCUUCAAUCGUACAAGGCUCCUGCACCUCCAUCACAAGGCAUACCACCAACGUUAAACAUCAGUGAACAUUUACUAAAGACAUAUGGGGAUCAAAAGUCCACGGACAAGUUCACCUAUAACUUUACUCAAUUUAUUGGCCGACAAAAUAAUAUUAAUCAAAUCAUAAAUGCAGUUUGUAUGCGAUUUAAGACCAUGACAUCAAACAUAAAGAGUGACCAGAGCAUGGUGGUGAUUGCUGGUCCCCCUGGAAUUGGAAAGAGUCGUAUCCUACAAGAAGUCCCUCGGCACUUGAUAUCAGCUUCUGAGCUACCGAAACAUCAGAUCACGGUUGCUAUCUCCUUCAGCAAUGCUACACCUUUAUGGUCUACAGAGAUGUCUGCUGGAGUCGCCAUAUCCACACGAAUGCUGUACAGUUACUUUAUUGGAGAACUCGGUGUCAACUUCAAUAACUUUAUUCGCCAACUCGAAACCAAGUUCGUGUUGAGAGAUCUCACUCCAUCUUUGGCAUUGUCUAUCAUUGUCGAGCACUACAGAUUAACAAUCUCACCGGACAUUGACAUUGUCAAUGACAAGGAACAAUUGGCAAACUGGCAAAAACAACAACAGAUAAUGGUCUUGAUAGCUUUGGACGAAUUUCAGAAAGCACUCAUUGAAUCAGAUGAUCAUCAUAUCAGGAGGUCAUACCUCAAGAACGUUAUACUGGAAUUGUUGUCAUUAAGUGGAAACAAGCAAGACACAACAACAACUGGGAUCUCAACACCAUCUGCUCUGUUGGAGAAAGGUACUUUUGUCUAUAUCAUGACGGCUGGUACCAUUCUUGAACCCAUUGACCAUAUCAUCAGCAAGGAUUUUGGAUUACUAUACACAUUCAUCUCGCUUCCUCUCUUGACAAGGGAGGAAUCUCGUAUCAUUCUCUUUGACUUCCUCUCAAAGUCCUCUAUGGGCAACACUAAUUCUGGUAGAAUUCCAAUACCUCCAUCAUUCUUCACAACACUGGAUACAACUGGGGGUUGGCCAAGACCCAUUGAACUGUUCUUGAGAACUCUUGUUACCAAUCCUGCAGACAUUGACAAGCCAAACACUCGACACGAGAUCAAUUGGACAACAAUGGACGCCCCAGUUCGAAAGCUGUUCGAAGCUACUGUCACAGAGUUCGAUCGAACAUAUCCAAAGCUAACCAAUAAACCCUAUUUCGAUAUUAUAUUGUCACAUGCAAUCACUGAACAUCCAAUAUUAGCUCAAUGUCCGCUUGAUGAUGCGCCUUCAUACUUAAACUUGCAAAGCGAUGGAGUCCUACUCCUCGAAGGCAACACAGUGCGGCUACCUUUCAUCUUCAUCCAUGUCUACGCCACUCGCACCAACUUUAAAAGUCUCGUUCAGCUUACAAACUUCAUCAUUGAUAUGCGCCACGACGAGAAGUGGGAGACGUUUGUCGCCUUGUAUGACUUCGUUAGAGGUGUUUGCUUUGGAUAUAUUGGGGUAGUUCCAACCAUCGAUCAAUACUACUCCAAUGCCUACUUCUCCAACAGGACUUUAAAGGAAUGUCGUAUGAAAUGCAUCAAUUCUGGAGCACAUAUCUUUGCUGAUAAGAUGUAUCCAGAGAGUUGCGAAGAGUGGGAAAAGAAUACAUUCAAGAAUCAUUUGGAAGAAGGAUGUUCUAUGUCUAAUUCAAAAGGAGCCUUGGUUGACUUUGUUCUUCGCAGAAAGAUCUGGAUCAACAACAAUUGGACUUGGAUAUGGAUACUGGGAGACGCCAAGUUUACAAGUGACGACAAAAUCUUGGAUUUCAAUUCAGUGGUCAAGCCAGUCUUGAAGAAAUGCGAAGAAGCCCAUAAGAACUUGGUCCCUAAGAGUUCUGAGGGCCCCAAUCAACCAAGUUCUGAUGUGCCUUUUGGUUACAUUGUCUUCAUCUCAACAAACAAAAGACUAAGCGAUAACAAUAUAAUUCAUAUUUUAUUAAUUUCUCGCAGCUCACUCUACACUAACCAAUCCAACAACAAUAAAUAUACUAUUAAAUCAAUAUUAAUUAUCACUCUAUUUAUCAUCUUGAGCGACUUCCAACGUUUAGCACAUAUUCUUCUCGUACAAAUUGGAGAAGAAUAUAUUGAUACAACCAAUAAAUUAUCAUUCCAAGAUACCUACCUUGCCAAUCUUUCAUUUAUUAUAUAUAAUCAGAAUGGUCUAGAAUACAGAUGUUCUAGGAAAGCAGACAAAGUCACAAGCGUUGGAAAAUAUAAAAAAAGAUGGAUUAAUAAGAGUCCUACACCUGAAUGUGUGGAUUUUAAAUCUUCAGGUUUAAUUGAUGGUAGAAAUAUUUGGAAAUCAGAUUAUAAAAAGAAAUUACAAAUUAUUUCGUCGGUUCUCGCAAAGAUUGCUAAGGAUAGAUUGAUUAUUGCUCCAUCUUGUUCACUUCUCCAUUCACCAAGUUCCUUGAGAUCCGAUGCAAAGACAAAGAUUGGAAUUCAACAAGCUUUCGAAGAACUUGCACAUAAGAUUAUUGAUACACCAUCAUGA
Messenger RNA from Heterostelium album PN500, 2571 nucleotides. RefSeq lists its product as uncharacterized. Bases 1 to 2571 code for a protein of 856 amino acids. Lineage: Eukaryota; Evosea; Eumycetozoa; Acytosteliales; Acytosteliaceae. The record is from RefSeq and is a predicted model, not a curated record. The transcript is spliced from 9 exons.